Molecule: messenger RNA, 741 nt
Organism: Anisakis simplex (herring worm)
Lineage: Eukaryota; Metazoa; Nematoda; Chromadorea; Rhabditida; Anisakidae
Source: the annotation of a GenBank genome assembly
AUGGCCAAUAUUUUCAGAAGUUUUUUCAAAUCGAAGAAAUCCAACAAAGCGUCAUUUGAGGGUCGAGAAUGCGUACUGCGAGAAUCACGUCGUCAACGAGUUGCAAAUAAGGUGUGUGUUUACGAGGAAAGUACAGAAGAUGAUGAACUGAUACCAGUAACAGCACCAUACCACACGAUAACAAAACCGAAGACUUAUCGAGGUCCGAGAUCGUGUCCUGGCGGUGAUAUGUUUGAUUAUCGAAAAAGAUACGAAUUGACAACGAAUGGUGGGCGAAGGGAAAGUGGGGUUGCCAAUCGAUCCUUUGAAUUACAAUAUAGACAGCAAAAUUCUAAAGAUGAGGUCGGAUCACGAAGACGCGUCUUUUCAANUAGCGCUCAACAAACAUCCGAAUAUGGCAGUGGCGAUCCUUCACCAACGAAUCGUUAUAGCUGCUCGUUUAAUCCCACUCUUGACGAAUCACAGUCCGAUGAAUCCACACUCGAGAAUGAGAAAAAUCAACGUAUUAGGGAGCUAGAAAUGAAAUUGCGUGAACAUCGAACCAAACUGAAAGAGUACAAAGAGCGAGUGCGAGCGGAACGUGAUCUGAGAAAUGUGAAUGAACGAAACAUGAUGGAAGAGAUCGAACGUAUAAAGCGUGAACGAGAACGUGAGCAAAGGGAUCGUCGAGAAAGUGAACAAAGAUAUAUCAAUAUCAUUAAUCAUUUACGAAUCAAACUAUCGGUCGGUGAAUCUCGCUGA